AUGUUUUUUUCUUAUCAUCGUGAAUUGAUAGAUAAUAAAAUGAACGCCCACCAAAAUAACUAUUAAUUGUUAAUUUUAUCGUGGUCUUCUACAACUGAAUUAAAAAUGUUUGGAAAGUUCACGUAUUUUUUAUUAUUGUGGGCGAAUGUGUGCAAUUUAAAUCACGCACAUGAAAUGACUGUUUCCCUUUUUUACAAACCAUUCAGCUCCGAUAGCAUCGAGUUUAUUACAAAACAAUUAUUUCCAACAUACAAAAUUCUAGGUAAUCUAUUGAAAUUGGAAUUAGUGCCGUAUCCAAAAAUAUUGGGAAACGUGAAAAUGAAUGAAACAAACCCUAUAGAAUACUACGCUACAAUCAUACACGCAUGCGCUAUACAUAUGUAUUCUACAGAAGAAAGCACUGAAUUUAUAAAUUGUGCUAUGACUACGAAAGAUUCAAGUUUUAAAGAAGAUAUUAUAGAGUGCAGUGACGGAUCUGGAUUGAACUGGAAUGAUAUUGAAAGAUGCUAUAAAACUGGACAGUACCAGAAAUUAUUAAAACAAUUGAUAUAUCGUAUUGAACAUGUCGAUCGUAAAAUAGAAAGUUUUCCCACGAUACUUUUAAGCAAUAAAUUCAACGAAACUAUACAAGUAGAAGCGAAAUCCAAUUUCAAAAAUUCAAUUUGCGAAUUUGUACUUAACGAACCGGAAUAUUGUAAUCGUGAUGAAUUUACCGUUAAUGGAAAAACAGAAGAAGAAUUCAUACCCAAUUACUGAUAAAUAAACUCUGUAGAAUAUUUUUUUGAGCAUAAUUUGUAAUAAUGAAGUUUUGAAUUCGAA
Diorhabda sublineata is the source of this 819-nucleotide messenger RNA. RefSeq names its product GILT-like protein 1. Lineage: Eukaryota; Metazoa; Arthropoda; Insecta; Coleoptera; Chrysomelidae. Gene Ontology annotation, molecular function: oxidoreductase activity, acting on a sulfur group of donors, disulfide as acceptor. The transcript has 4 exons. The record is from RefSeq and is a predicted model, not a curated record. Bases 106 to 756 code for a protein of 216 amino acids.